Cyprinodon tularosa is the source of this 4061-nucleotide messenger RNA. RefSeq names its product ER degradation enhancer, mannosidase alpha-like 3 (gene edem3). The coding region runs from base 916 to 3627 and encodes 903 amino acids. Gene Ontology annotation, cellular component: endoplasmic reticulum; membrane. Gene Ontology annotation, biological process: endoplasmic reticulum mannose trimming; carbohydrate metabolic process; mannose trimming involved in glycoprotein ERAD pathway. Lineage: Eukaryota; Metazoa; Chordata; Actinopteri; Cyprinodontiformes; Cyprinodontidae. Gene Ontology annotation, molecular function: calcium ion binding; mannosyl-oligosaccharide 1,2-alpha-mannosidase activity. The record is from RefSeq and is a predicted model, not a curated record. The transcript has 21 exons.
AACGGAAGCGGAUGUUGUUGACGUUUCCUUAGAGUAUCCGGCUAGGAAGACGGCUAGUUUGUAAGCGGAACCCCAUGUACUCGGCGAGUUAACUCACUUUAGGUGCUAAAUUACCGAGGAAUUAGCCCGACAACCUUUGCUGUCUAACAACUAGGACGCUAUUUGAAAAUAUAUUUAGGAAACAAGAUUCGGGCGUUGUCAUUUGCACUGUUUUUAUUAGCAUUGCUAGCUAAUUAAGCUUUGACAAGUGCUUGGCUGCUGACGAGAGAUGGAAAACUGUCAAGCGGAGGAAAUCAUUAACUUGUGUCUUUGAAAGCUAACUUUCUAGCUAUGGGAAGAGCGUACUCGGGGUUGUAGAUAUAUAUUUUUUUAAAGUAUUUAGUUCUAUCUUGUUUGGUUAAAGUCAUGCUGAACUGUUAUAACGACAUUGAAAACUGAUCGUUACACAUUAGUGUUUAUAUCGCUGGCCUUAAUUACCAGAUUAGAUGAUUCCCUUGUCAUUGGCACGUUUGGUUUUGUUUAACUGAAGGUGUUUGCUUAAAUGCAGAGUUUAAAUGUCUGUCUCUUCCUUGUGGGUGUGUGGCAUGGGUUCAGGUGACAGUUUGGAAAGGUAAACAGGACCUGAAACUGUUUGCACUGCUCACAUCUCAUUUCUUGUGCAUUUACUUUGACAUCUAAGUACUUGAAAGAAACAACAUUCCUCUCAACCCUUGGAUUGCACUUUUAUUUGUUGGGGGCGCAGAUAUUAACCUUUGGAUUCGCUGUAGAUCAGAUUAACUUAAAGAUAUGAACUCAAAGGCGUAAGUGGGUGAGUGUCAUGGUGUCUGUUUGGGUCAGGGUUGUGGUGAUGACUGGAUCUUUGGUAUAAACUGCAGCUGUGUGCUCAUUGCUGCGAUCAUCCCCACACUUCCUAACAUGCAACCUGUUCUUGGCCUGUUGAUGCUCUUGGGAGCAUUAUGCCAUUUUGGAGAUGCUAUGUCCCGAGAGGAGAAGCAAAAGUUAAGGAACCAGGUGGUGGAGAUGUUUGACCAUGCUUAUCAGAAUUACAUGGAUCAUGCAUACCCCGCAGAUGAGCUGAUGCCUCUGACCUGCAGAGGUAGGGUACGUGGGCUUGAACCCAGUCGAGGAGACGUUGAUGAUGCACUUGGGAAGUUUUCUUUGACCCUCAUAGACACCUUGGACACUUUGGUGCUGCUGAAUAAGACGACAGAGUUUGAAGCUGCUGUCAGGAGAGUCCUUUCAGAUGUGCGGCUGGAUAACGACAUCGUGGUGUCAGUCUUUGAAACUAACAUCCGAGUCCUUGGGGGUCUUCUUGGUGGCCAUUCUAUGGCUGUGAUGCUGAAAGAGGGAGGAGGGCACAUGCAGUGGUACAAAGAUGAGCUUCUGCAUAUGGCCAAAGACUUGGGACUCCGACUGCUGCCAGCCUUCAACACCAGCAGCGGCCUGCCUUAUCCCAGGAUAAACUUGAAACAUGGCGUCAGGGGACCAGAGACAAGGACUGGUACAGAAACGGACACCUGCACGGCGUGCGCAGGCACCAUGAUCCUGGAGUUUGCUGCCUUAAGCCGCUUCACCGGAGACCCUGUGUUUGAGGACCAUGCGCGGAGAGCCCUGGACUUUCUGUGGGAGAAGAGACAGAGACACAGCAACCUGGUGGGGACCACCAUUAACAUCCACUCAGGAGAGUGGGUCAGAAGAGACAGCGGCGUUGGAGCAGGAAUAGACUCCUACUAUGAAUACCUGCUAAAGGCUUACGUCCUCCUGGGAGAUGACCUGUUUCUGCAGCGUUUUAAUAUUCACUAUGCAUCCAUUAUGAAAUAUAUCAGCCAGCCUCCUCUGCUGCUGGACGUCCACAUCCACAAACCCCUGCUUCCUGCUCGCACCUGGAUGGACUCCCUGCUGGCCUUCUUCCCCGGUCUGCAGGUGUUGAAGGGAGAUAUCCGUCCUGCUAUCGAAACUCAUGAGAUGUUGUACCAGGUUACUAAAAAACACAACUUCCUCCCAGAGGCGUUCACCACUGAUUUCAGGGUACACUGGGCACAGCAUCCCCUGAGGCCCGAGUUUGCAGAGAGCACCUACUUCCUUUAUAAGGCCACAGGAGACCCUUACUACCUGGAGGCAGGUCGCACCAUCCUGGAAAACCUCAACCGCUUCGCUCGGGUUCCCUGUGGUUUUGCUGCUAUGAAGGAUGUGCGCACUGGAAGCCACGAAGACCGAAUGGACUCCUUUUUCCUCGCUGAGAUGUUUAAAUACCUCUUCCUGCUGUUUGCUGAAGCUGAAGACAUUCCCUUUGACGUGGAAGACUACGUCUUUACAACAGAGGCACAUUUACUCCCUCUGUCUCUCUCCACAGCGCCCAACUCAUCAUCCAUUCCCUCUAACAGAACGUCUGAGGAGGAGCUGGAUGACUCCAACUUUGACUGGACGUGUCCUAACACUCGGCUCAUGUUUCCCGAUCCCGCCUUCCCUCGCAGCCUGAGAGAGCCAAUUCGAAGUGCCGUGGACAAGAGCUGUCCCCGUCCUGCCCCGUACAGGGAACCUGGCAUGGGCCGUCCUCCCUUGAGAGCUCAGGACUUCAUGGCGAACAAUCCUGAACACCUGGAGCUGCUUCGGAGGAUGGGCGUUAGUCUCAUCCACCUGAAAGAUGGCCGGGUGCAGCUGGUCCAGCAUGCUACUCAGGCUGUGAGCGCAGUAGCAGCAGAGGACGGGGUGCGUUUCAUGCAGGAGAUGAUGGAGCUGUCGAGCCAGCAGCAGAAGGAGCAGCUUCCUCCCAGAGCCAUCCAGAUCGUCUCCCAUCCGUUCUUUGGCAGAGUGGUUCUAACUGCUGGACCAGCACAGUUUGGCACAGACCUGUCCAAAAGUUCCACUGGGGUACGAGGUUUUGUGACCGUGGCCGAACCUUACAGCGGCUGCACUGAGAUAACAAACGUCGAGUACGUCCAGGGCCACAUCGCUUUGCUGCAGCGCGGACAGUGCAUGUUUGCAGAGAAGGCGAGGAACAUCCAGAAGGCCGGCGCCAUUGGAGGCAUAGUCAUCGACGACAAUGAGGGCAGCAGCAGCGACACAGCUCCUCUGUUUCAGAUGGCCGGAGACGGCCGCAGCACAGAUGACGUCACAGUGCCUCUGCUCUUCCUGUUUCAUAAAGAGGGGAACAUCCUGCUGGAGGCGCUGAAGGAGUACAGAGAGGUAGAAGUUCUUCUGAGCGACAAAGCCAGAGACAGAGCAACUAUAUUCAAAGGUAAACCUCUGCCUGGAAGUCUGAUUGAGGGCAGUGUAAAUGUGCAAGAGGAGGAGGAGGACUGUCAAACCGAAGCAACGACUCCCACUUCAUUCGAACCUGUUAGCCAGUCACAAAUGAGCACAGAGGAGCAGGAGGAAUCUUCUCCUGAGGAAGUUACUCCUGCUCAAGAGGAGGUCAGUUCUGCAGGAGAAGUCAGAACAGAGGAGGAAAACAGAGCCAUAGAACCACAGGUAGAUGCUGCUCAGCCCCAACAGGAGAGAGACUCUGAGAAGACUGAAGAGCCUCAAGGUGACACAGACUCAGACAGCCAUUCAGUGGAUGAACUGCUAGCUGAUUGGCGGGAAGACUUGGAGGCUUUUAAGCAGAUGGAGAAAGACGAGCUUUGACAGCAAUUAUAAACAUCUCUGCUUUUUAACUGUGGUUUUGCCCCAGCAAAGGGAGGGGACCCAGAGGGGGCAUAUAUUCACACAGAGGGGGCCAUCAAAGCUUUAUUUUACAUUGUGGAAAGGUUUUACCCUCAGAAGUUGCCCCCUUUAUUGUAACCGCGCGAGUCGCUGGGUAGAUCACGAGUAAGAGACCAGGGAUCUUACCUUACUGUCUGAAACGGCUUCUGUCUGUGUGUCUUUAUUUGAACAAGUUGGACCAGAUUGAUUAACAGCUUAUGUAACUGUACCAUACUUUCCAUUCUGCUUCUUCUAACUGUUUUCCUGUCUAUGCAUUUCUGACUGUUUUUACUUAGAUGAGCUUCCUUCUCACCCGUAAAUCAAUUGACCAGUGUAAUACGUUUGAAUGUGCAGAUUACAUGUGAUUAACUGUUUUA